Molecule: messenger RNA, 5855 nt
Organism: Porites lobata
Lineage: Eukaryota; Metazoa; Cnidaria; Anthozoa; Scleractinia; Poritidae
Source: the annotation of a GenBank genome assembly
AUGUCUUCAAUAACUCUUCCUUCAAAUGGUGUCAAAAAAAGCAUAAGUCAUAACAAUGUAUAUUUCAAUUCGUUUGUUAAUGAAAUCGCAGAGAACGAAAAUAUUACAUUGCAAAGAAUUGACGACGCUUGGCAAGCUCGGGAUGUGGAAAAAAUGUUUCAGCUCAUAGAGGUAAGCCCGUAUUUAAACAUCCUUUGAGUUUUUUGAAUUGUUUAAUAGCAAGAGAAGAAAAGUUAUCAAAAGUUUCUUGUGAGCUCUUAUUUCUUCUGUUUCAUUAUUUCCUCAUUGUUAAUUCAAUUUUCUCAUCAGGAGAAUAUUUUCCCCAGUGAGAAGAUUCAGAAAAAAGUCCUUGAUUAUUGGGACAAAGCACACUAUUAUCAAGCGGCGAAGAAGAGCCGAAAGCCGCUUACUGCUUUAGCUAGAUUUAGAAUCCGGGAGCGGUAAGUCUGAAAAACUGAGCUCUAAAACAGUGAAAACUCUGUUAUAUCUUGGUAUGAAUCGCCUUCAAUGUGUAACAAUGGGGUCAUGUUUUCAAAAUGCAAAACGUUGACUUAGUUUUAUGUCGAUAAAUGUUUCAGCGAGCCGGUUGGGCAACAAGGCGCUCGCUCUGGAACAUACAUUUCAUUAACAACUGAAAAAACCUUUCGAUGAUUCCUUGUCCUUUUCGUUUCACAUUCGAAAAAAUCCAGAUGUAUUUCAUUUAUUACAAUGUUUUUAUUUUGCAAACAACAACAGCGACAACUAGCUGCAUCGUAUUGAGCAACAAUUAAUCGAUUUAAAGUGAGCAUGCAAACUUUUACACGGCAUGGCGCCAAAAUUCAGUGUGCCGAUGUUACCAUAUUCUCAUUCAUGAAUGCUUUUCAAUAGUAUUACUUUGCAAGACCACGUAAAGGAAAGAGGCAACAAACGUCUUUUAUCUAUCAUUUAAACAGUGUGGCGAACAAGUUGGGAAAAUUUAUAUUUCCGUAAAAACAUGGGAUUUAACGAAAAGCAAAUUCAGUAUAGAACGAAGUCAUCUUUGUAACAUGUAUUUUAAAUUUCCUUUUUUUUUUUUCUCAUCCUCAGAAAUAUACCACCAAAAUCGAUUGCUCCCUCGGGCAGACAGAAGACGACUCUACCUAAAGAGGCUACUUCGAUUUUGCGUGAAUGGCUCGACGUUAACAGUCACAGACCUUAUCCUACAAAAGAAGAAAAGGAAAGUUUGGCCAAAAUGACAAAGCUAACUGUAUUACAGGUAUGUUUUGACAUUUUACGUGGACAGCUGAGAAAAGCUAAAAAUUUCCAAAAACGCGAAAAGUAAAAUACUUCAAAGGAAGUCAUGUUGUUAAUGAUAACUCAUCAAUGUUCUAGCUGCCGAUUUACUGAAUUUCCAUGUAACUUUUAUACUAACUGAACUGAAAGUCUCACCCCAGAAGCGUUUUAUCCAAUGUCGUGCGCUCUUUCAUGGUCUUUCAUACUGUCCCUCGCCGUAGUUUAAAAAGAGGCUUAAAGUUUUUUCAUGGAAAUGUGUUCCGUUUUCUUGCCCAUCCUUCUCUGUUAUUAUCUAUUUGUAUGACGAAACUUAAUGAUUUCAUUUUGCGAAAUAAAUCGGCAGAACUUUCCACAACUGAUUGAUAUCAUUUUUGUGAUGUGCCUGGCGCUGACCUCCGUACGAUCCAGCGCAGGAGGUGGAGGGAGAAGGGAACUCUAGGAAAAUUGGGUUGGGGGUUGACUGUGUGCUUGGAUAUCAAACGUUUUCAAAUCAGUCAAGGCAUACUUACUGAGAUAAACAAAAAAAAGUGAAAAAAAUUCGCAUCCUAAUAUCCAGACCAAAUUCCACACCAAAACAAAAAUCGAAAAACUAUGACAUCUAUGACAGAAUUCAGACCCAAAACGGCUGGGAACACUUACCCUUUGCGUUGUGCAAACGCAUAUGGCUCAAAAUAAAUGUAUAAUCGGGGUGACAGAGGGUCCAAACCUUCCGCCUUCCCUCCUUUUUUUCUUGGCUUCUUUCCUUUGGUUCUUUCUUCGACUGCAAAAUAUUAAGCAAUGUGUUGUAAUUUUCCCUAUUUACGUCCCGAUCUUUCCUAUUCCGCCUCCAGUAACGUCCUUCUCCUUUUCUUCCAGAUUCCCAUCCUUUGUCCUCCCCCACUCAGGCAAGGAGGACUCCCCACCCCCUGCCCCCGCAGGUUUACGUUCCCUCCAGUCUUGCCUGACGACCUGCUGUCUAGUCUGACUGUAAAGCAAAGUGUUAGCAUUUUCCAUGACUUUUGAAAUAUGGCAGCGUGUCUUUCUUUGUGAAAAAUGGAUUCUGCGUUUCUAAAGAACCUGGCUUCUUAUGAUCAAAUCUAAAUCCGGAAUUAAGAGAGAACGUAAUGAAAGCACACAUGGCAGUUUUCCUGUGUUACCUGCCACAUCUCGCCAGCUCACGUCAGUAUUGCUGAAGCACUAAACAAUCCACCCUUGGAAUUUUCUUUGCUUUCGUGUCAAUCCAAAUUGAAAUAGUGUUUUUUUUUGCUUAGAAGUGAAUGACGUUUGAGAAACGAUGUUUGUCUGCCGGAGUUAGUAGUUUAGUCAGUUCUUUGAAACAUUGUCCUACAGAACUGCACAGUUUCCUUGCAAUUGUUUUGUUUGACAACAGGUGAAUACUUGGUACGCUAACACUCGACGGAGAAUGCGGGCAAAGCGUACCAAGAACCAAGUACCAAAAGAAGAUGAUGCAAAAAAUAAACGGUUUUGGACUAGGGCAAGGUAAGUACAACCUCAGUGUACACACUGCUUACCGUGUGGCACGAAAUUUUUGCGGGUUCUAAUUUUUUGCGGUUUUUCCAGCGAUCCGGAAACAAAAAUCACCGCAAACAUUUUUCCUGCAAAAAUUUACUCCAUAGUAAGUAUUCACUAACUUAACUUGAAUUCGCUGCUCAAAAAUACAGUACUAAGAAAUCGUUUCCGUUCAAUCACAACUUGUCUCUUUCAUUCAGAAACAACGCAGUACUGGUUUAUUGUUUGAAAAUAUGUAUUUCUAUUGCACGUACUCACAAAAAAACGAAAAUAUUAUCAAUGUUGGGUACUGGGUACUUUCUGAAAAUCGCAAAAAUUAAUUCCCAGCUAGAAAAACCAAUCUGUCCUAAAUGGAAUGAUUAGUUUCCACAAAACACAAAAAAUCGCCAAUCGGCAAAAAUUUCGUGCCACACGGUAUAUCUAUAUCUAAGUUGCGCUCGAUAAAGGUUGUAUUUCACGAGCGAUGGAGUCAGAGUUGGAGUAAAAUCAGAAGUAUAGUGUUAUUAUGUCAUGAAAACAGCGUUAGAUUCCACUUAUGACCCAGGGUUCACACAGUCUUGAAAUUGAGUCCUUGACAAUCUUAUGUGGUCCUUGAAAAGUGCUGAAAUUUGAAUUUUUUCUUGAAAAGUGCUUUUAUUUCUUGCUAGUCCUUGAAACAUCCUUGAGUUUUGUUCAACUUGGAAUUUAGUUUCCUGGAAAGUGUUUAUUAGUUGUCGAAGAAAGAAUAUAUAUCUUAGCCUAGAUAAUUUAAAGGUGAGUUACACUGAUAACCCGUGUUGCGUUUUAUGCAGGGACUAACUAACAAUAAGAAAAGUGAACUGAAAAUGUAGAAAAAGCAGUGGAGCAAACAGUCCAAGCCUUAAAGUACUGUUAGCUUGGACUGGGACUUAUAUUCUUAAUAGAUGAUCCGGCUUCAAAAUCGAAUCAGGUUCUUGACAAGAAUAAUAAGGAACUGAUGAUAUACGUAAGAAAAAAAAUUAUUGCUGCGUACGUGCUUGCCGUAGAACUUUUCACGCGCGAUUCGAAAGAUUCAAGUUGCAGGCUUGCAACUGACCUGAGAUCAGGCCCAAUUUUAGCAGUUCUCAUAAAUUAUCUCUUAAGUGAUCGCGCUAAACUUCCGCCUUGCCCGCAGGAAUUUAAUUUACAAAGCAAAACGAAAAUAGAGCCUGAUCUCAGGUUAGCUUACAACAGUCUUCCACCACGCAGUCUUUGCCCCUCAAUCAACUUCAUAACUUAUGUGAAGGUAACGGGGAGGAAACAACUUAGUAUUGCCAACCUUGUUUUUAGCUAUACUGACACAUUUCUAUAUCAGUCCUCAGCCGUGGAAUAAGCAAAUACCUUUAGCUCCUUCAACCUCGUCUACAUCAGCGUUUACACCAUUCUCAGGCGCCAACAUUGCAGCACCAUCCCUGGGUAAGUAUGACUACGAGUCCGGAUAUUUUCACUUUACCGCUGUGAUAUGGAUAAGACUACCCCAACAAUACAACCUUUUUUUGUAGAAGCAACGAACAGAAUGCGAAACGUAAUCGGAAUAUUUGCCCAUGUGGUUAAAUUUACCUUCAGCGUUUGCCCUAAACUUGACGUAGUACAGUCAGACUCGUACCCAGUCGCUAUUUAUGUAUUUUUGGGGUGACAGAUGGGUUAAGUUCAGGCGCGCGCGGGGUCUCAUAGGAAGAGACGAGGGCAAAAUAGCGACUGACAGAUUUCGUUCCAAAAUCUGCCAGUCGCUAUUUUUCCGUCGCCCCUUCCCAUGAGACCCCGAGCGCCCCUCAACUUAACCACCACUCUUCUGUCACCCCAAAAAUUCAUAAAUAGCGACUGGGUACGAGUCUGUAGUACAGUAUGAAUGCGCGCGAUGCCAAAUUUAUGCGUAGAUUCAAAGUAAAUAAAAUAAAUCAUAUGAUUCACCAGAGUGUUUAAAUGCAAAUUUUCCAAUUUGAUGUAUAGCUGUCACAGGUUCAAAUUCAUCGAACCACUGGCCAGGGAUGUGUGACCGGACGUUCAUGGACUGGCGGCCAUCAAGGUAAAAUUCUGAUGCUGUACCGUAACGUUUGCAAUAGUUUACCGAUAUGUCGAUAAAUGAAAUACUACAUGACUCUAACUGACGGCCUUCUCCUUCUCCUCCUCCUCCUCCUUCUUAUUUUAGUGCAAGGGGAUUUCGUAAUUCUUACAAUAGAGAGGAGAAGUGUGACGUCACGUUACCACGGUAGCAAAAUUUGUGGAUCACGACAAUAGGGAGUUUUUGCAACGGCGACGGCGAACAGCAAAAAAGCAAUAGCUUUAGUUUGGCAAAAGAAAAAAUUUUCACGAGCAUCACGCUUUUUUUGUACAUUUCUUAGCCUUUGUUGCACGACUGCGACAUGAAACUUCCGAAUUUCACUCGCCCGCCGGCGCCUUAUGGGGUUCGUGAACACAACACAAAAAUGUUCUUUUUCUUUUUCUAAACUUAGAUACGGUGCUUUCGGAUUCAACCCAGAAAAUUUCGCCAACACUUGACAAAUUAAAUGAAAUUAUAUAAGACCGAUGGAGUUUUCACUGAAACAGUGCAAGUCGACCUUUUAAGUGACGUUUUGGUUUGUUGUCAUCCAGAAAUUUUGCUACUAUGGCAACGUGACGUAACGACUUCUCCUCUCUAUUUUAAUAGUGUAUUCUUUGCCUCACUUAUCAACAGCUUUUGCUAAACUUUUCAGGCCACCACUUACUUGUUCUAAACUCUGAUCAAGUCCUAACUCUCAUAAUUGUUUCCUGUCCUUGACGUACAAUUCGGCUCGUGUCUUAGUCGAUCAUACACCAUACAUGAAGCACAGACACACCACUCCCCAGCCCGAUGUCCGGUCGCGUUAAAUUUUCUUCCUGUUCUUCUAAAACUGGUCUACCGACCUAAAGCCUUCAAUAAGCAGGCCACACAAGAAAACUAAAGAGCUUGAAAUUACCGAUUUCUCGUCCUGCUUCUUUGCAGUCAUGCUACAGCUAUUGGAAGCCAAUACUUCUCAGCACCUGUGGUUGCGCUGACACCAAUCCUUUGGAAUCCGGAAUUUCAGUACUGUGGGCUUCAUACAGCUGCGCAGAUUCUUAUGGACAUGGCUAGCAAAUGA